AUGCGUUUCAAUUCUGUACUUUGCGUGCUGGGAGGGGCGCUCAGCGUGGCAGCGUUUAGCGUCAAGGAUGCGCGCUUGCGGUUCCCCCACGCGAAUCGGGCAGAUCUGGCACUCGGGGCGGCGAGUGGCACCCUAAAGAAGGCGGCGGCAGCAGUUACGUUAGGUGCCGAGGAUGGCGAGGUACGCGUGGAGCUCGCGGUGGACGGGCCGGCGCCGGAACAGGCGUCCCUUAUGGUGACGGCGAAGCAGCACGCGGUAGACUGGGUGCUGCCGCGGGCCGCAGAGCGUCCUGCGCGGGACAUGACACACAGCUUUGUGCUGGACGUCGCGGAGCUGCCACGCGAGCUGGUGGCACUUGCGCAGGCGGACGGCGAGCCAUUGGCGGUGUCGGUGAUCCUGGCGAGCCCGGGCGCGGAUGGAAACGUCUUUGCAGAGCUGUUCGACCUGGACGUGGGGCCUGUCUCUGCAGACGUGCCCUCUGUGGGCAAGGCGCUACCAGAGAUUCGCCACGUGUUUAAUCAGCAACCCAAGACUGUCGCGCCCUUUUUCGCCCUUGUGUUCUGCGUGGCGGUCGCUGCAUGCGUGGUGCCGGUCGUUGGCGUUUGGAUGGCCACGGUUGGCGGGGUCUCCAACCGCGCGCCAGCAGGCUCGCCGCUGAACUCGGUGGGCUUUCUCGGCGCGAUUGUGGCCGCGGAGGUCACGUUCGCACGCUACUACCUGGGAAGCAGCAUCUUCACCACGCUGGCAGCGUCGUUCUACGUCGCCGUCGCACUGCUGUACUUUGGCUCGCGCACGCUGCGCUGUCUGCCAGGCGGCCAGGCCGCCACUACACACUAG
Molecule: messenger RNA, 837 nt
Organism: Eremothecium gossypii ATCC 10895
Lineage: Eukaryota; Fungi; Ascomycota; Saccharomycetes; Saccharomycetales; Saccharomycetaceae
Gene: SWP1
Product: dolichyl-diphosphooligosaccharide-protein glycotransferase
Exons: 1
Coding region: 1-837 (278 amino acids)
Biological process (GO): protein N-linked glycosylation
Cellular component (GO): oligosaccharyltransferase complex; membrane
Source: RefSeq, marked provisional